Molecule: messenger RNA, 817 nt
Organism: Coregonus clupeaformis (lake whitefish)
Lineage: Eukaryota; Metazoa; Chordata; Actinopteri; Salmoniformes; Salmonidae
Product: thyrotropin subunit beta-like
Exons: 2
Coding region: 128-577 (149 amino acids)
Biological process (GO): G protein-coupled receptor signaling pathway
Cellular component (GO): extracellular region; cytoplasm
Molecular function (GO): hormone activity
Source: RefSeq, a predicted model, not a curated record
AGAGAGAGAGAGAGAGAGAGAGAGAGAGAGAGAGAGAGAGAGAGAGAGAUGUUAGAGUCAAUUCAUAUUGGAAAAACGCGUGACGACUGAAUACCUUCUGCUGUAUGUGUACGUGUUGUGUCCCACUAUGUGUGUGUUGACGUGGGUUCUGCUGUUUGUGUGGCUGGGUGGAGGGGUGUGUGUGUGUAUGAUGGAAAAUUACACCCUGCUCAUAGAGAAGAGAGGCUGUACACAGUGUAUCGCUGUCAACACCACCAUCUGCAGUGGCUUCUGCCACACACAGGACACCAACGUGAAGGGCCGUGUGGGUAAGAGUUACCUGAUCCAGCGUGGCUGCAUGCCCCACUCCCUGGUCUACCAUCCUGCCCGCGUGCCAGGCUGCCCGCUGCAUGUCAGCAACGUGCUCUACUACCCAGAGUCCCGCCGCUGCCACUGCACCCGCUGUGACGGACACGCCCACCGCUGUGUCCACAUGACCCAGGCCACACCAACCCCCUGCACCAGGAAGAGCCCUGACCCCCACAGGACCGGCAGGACACACCCACCUGUCAAGAAACGCAGCGACCAGGAAACCUGACCGACUGCCCAACUGACCAUCCCUCACAGCGACGCCUCCACCUGAGAACCCUUGCCAGACGGACAACCUAUAGUCCUUAGUUACCACCUUACCUGGGCACCUGACUAUCCACCUGACCAGCACCAUCACCAGUCUGAGAAGAGACAGCCCAUAGCCCUCUGUUUCAAAUAAUAGACUAUAGAAGUGAUUGAGCACCAGAACUCUGUCUAUAGGACCAGGCAUCAAGGAAUUUGCAGCAGA